AUGACGUCCCCAUCCAAUUUGGAAACUGAUCUGAGUUCAUAUGCUAGUGUGUUAGCUGGAGUUAAGAGGAUGAGGGAGAUGUUUGAGAGUGAUCAGGUUUCGGAUGGAAAUUCGGCGAGUAUCUUAAAGCGAGAUGUGGAUGUCGAUGAAAGCACAGCUAAAGGAAGUAAUGACGAUAAGAAUAACGAUUACGGUCUGAUCAAGGAAGUUGAAAUUACCGAUAAGGUAACAGACCAAUCGCCAAAGGGUAAUACUAAUACAAAUACCGAUGUGGCAUCGCGAGGAGGAGCUAACAGUUACCGAAAUCCACCUCCAAUGUCUACUACCUAUACACGCAUUCAAGUAUCACCCUCUCAAAAGGGUAAUCCUCUACUAGUUGACUCUCACUUAAAGACUACAGCUUGGGAAUACAACUCCACAAUCGUUAGCGACUACGUCAUCAACCCCAAGUUACAGUUUCUUUUCUUAUCACUAAAGUACCAUAAGCUACACCCAGAAUAUUUGUGGCAGAGAAUCAAAAAAUUGAACAAGGGUUCGACCAAUUCCUCCAUUCUCUCUGCAGAUGACUCUCUUCGAAUAUUGCUUGUAGUAGUUGACGUAGAUUCACACCAGGAAAUUAUUAGAAACUUGCUGAAUUUUUGCGUAAGGCAGGACUUAUCGAUGGUGUUGGCAUGGACAUUUGAAGAGGCUGGAAAUUACAUUUAUCAUGCUAAAAAGCAAGAAUUGUCGGCUACAAGGCAAACUACAAGUAUAAAGAGGGCUAGAGAAGAAGAUUACGAAAGUCGCAUAAGAGAUACUUUAGUUAGUAUACGGGCGAUCAAUAAGACCGACCUGGUAAACUUAUUGGGAAAUUUUAAAUCCUUUGAAAAUAUUGUGCAGGAGAGCGUUAAAGUCGGUGGUGACCUAGGCAAAGUACACGGGUUCGGGAACAGAAAAAUUGAUAAUAUGAGACAAGUCUUUCUGGAACCAUUCAUUUACAAUAGGGAAUAUGUAACAAAAUAA
Messenger RNA from Dujonia railenensis, 1002 nucleotides. The record is from the annotation of a GenBank genome assembly. NCBI's taxonomy places the organism in Eukaryota, Fungi, Ascomycota, Pichiomycetes, Serinales, Debaryomycetaceae.